Messenger RNA from Ornithodoros turicata, 1479 nucleotides. It is a transcript of the gene Wbp2, whose product is annotated as WW domain-binding protein 2-like. Gene Ontology annotation, cellular component: nucleus. Gene Ontology annotation, biological process: positive regulation of DNA-templated transcription. The record is from RefSeq and is a predicted model, not a curated record. The transcript has 8 exons. The coding region runs from base 135 to 1151 and encodes 338 amino acids. Gene Ontology annotation, molecular function: chromatin DNA binding; transcription coactivator activity. Lineage: Eukaryota; Metazoa; Arthropoda; Arachnida; Ixodida; Argasidae.
GUCGUAAUGUUUGGUACGAAUAGUACGAAGUCGGAAGAGGCUGGUUGUUACAUCGUUGUGGUGUAAAUAUCGGCGUUAUCGGUGUCUUGCGGAGUUUCCCGUCGCAAAAUUUCAUCGCCGUGAAAAGAGUCAACAUGUCUCUGAAUACUGCCCAUACAGCAGGAGGUGUCCUGAUUUUCAACGGCGAAAUGAUUCUGCUGUAUUGUGACGGCGUGGACGUGACUUUUGAAGGGCAGGAUGCGCGAGAAUUCAAAGGCACUAAACGAGGCAGACUCUACCUUACCACUCACAGGGUGGUGUUCACCAACAAGGACUCGAAGGACACUUUGCAGUCCUUUAGCUUUCCCUUCCACACUAUGUCCAACCUGGACAUUGAACAGCCAAUAUUUGGUGCAAAUUACAUCAAGGGAAAAGUCAAAGCUGAAGCAAAUGGCAACUGGACAGGCCAGUGCACUUUCAAGCUAAGGUUUAUGAAAGGUGGAGCGAUCGAAUUUGGCCAGGCUAUGAUGGCUGCUGCUCAGACAGCGUCAAGGUUUAUGGGCAGCAUGCAGCCACCUCCGUAUACACCGCCUUCGGGCCCUGCUCAGCUCGCGCAACCUCCAGCAUAUAUGCCACCCACAAAUGCCCAGUAUGGAUUCGUGAUUCCCACCAACGUGUUUCCAGAUGGGCCACCUCCAAACUCAGUGUUCAUGACUGACAUGCCGCCACCCUACCCGGGUGUGAACACCCCGCCUCAGUACCCUGGCGCGACGUACCCGUCACAGUACAUGCCUCCUGGGCAACCUUACCCUGGGCAGUACCCACCUCCGGGGAAUUACCCACCACCUGGGCAGUACCCACCUCCGGGGAAUUACCCACCACCUGGACAGUACGCACCUCCGGGGAACUACCCACCACCUGGACAGUACCCUCCUGGGCAAUACCCCCCAGCAGGGCAGUACCCGCCUGCUGUCGGACAGCAAUACCAGCAAAAUCCUCCACCUGGUGGAAUGUCAUCUGCAGAUGCAAAAGCAGCGGAGGCUGGAUACGCUCCAAGUGCUCCAAGCUUCACGUAUGCUCCGCCUCCUCCUGGACCAUUUCCUCCAGUUGGUGAUACGCAGCCGCAGGGGCCUCCUCCUCCAUACUAUGAGAACGCCAAGAAGAACAACUGAAGACCUCCGCAAUGCUGGAUGUUAUGGAGCGUCAAGUUAAGCACCUUGUGUAUAUAGUACUGCAUACGAGCCGCAGUGCCAUUCCAUGUAGGCAGCAGCACGCUUAAAGGUACACGGAAAUACAUGUAUAUUAUCGUAGAUUCCCGUCGUAAAGUGUUUACUGAUGGUCAAGCGGGAAAGACUGCACAAUAGUAGCUCUUGAAAGAAGCUUGCCGUCACUGCAUGGUUGUCUUUCUUUGGGCACAUUUACGAUAGAUGUUCUGGGGGUAUGUUUGUUACUUGGUUACUCAGAUGUUUUAAUUACUGAAUAAAAGUAUAUCUAAGUUGA